Molecule: messenger RNA, 1419 nt
Organism: Owenia fusiformis
Lineage: Eukaryota; Metazoa; Annelida; Polychaeta; Sabellida; Oweniidae
Source: the annotation of a GenBank genome assembly
AUGGCAAUUGAUAGGCCCAGCACUUUCACUUCGAACGUCAAAAUUAAAACCGCACCCCCCUUGGAGAAAAGUGUCUUACGGGCCUGCUCUCUCAUGAUCAAAAUGGGGGUUCGUUUUGCAAACCAGCUCAGUGGCAUGCUUAGAAGACAUCUGAGGAAGGCCCCGCGUCAUACAAAGCAGAUGGCUUACUUCACUCUAAUGAGGCCGAGACUUGAGUAUGCCGCUGCAGUGUCUGGACUGCACCAACAGCUAGCUAAGAUGUUCAAGACCAAGCAGCAUUUUAUUGCAAUUCCACCAGAAUACCUUCACCCUCUCCAGCGAAGAUCAAGAACCACAAAUAGUGUUGAUCGAGCAGACAUGAAGAGGAAGGUGAUUAUAGACACUGAUCCUGGCACGGACGAUGCUAGAGCAAUUAUAAUGGCCCUUGCCCAACCCGACUGGGAAAUUCUCGCAAUCACGCUUGUUGCGGGGAACUGCAAAAUUAAACACCAAGUUGACAAUAUCGCUCGAUUGUUGCAUAUCUGCGAAAGAACAGAGAUUCCAGUGUACAAAGGUUCAGAAUGCUCGUUGCUAGGCAAUCACGAUCUACAAACUGGUUACCAUGGUGUUGAUGGAUUUGGAGAUGUAUUUACAUAUGAUGUUGACAAAAGUAUGGUCAAAGAAGAAAAUGCUGCCAUUGCUAUCAAUGACCUUGUCCAAAAAUAUCCAGGUGAAGUGACCUUGAUAACCAUUGGUCCUCUGACAAAUGUUGCUAUGGCGAUACGUUUAAACCCAUCUCUUGGCAGCCAAUUAAAAGACUGUUUCAUGAUGGGAGGAAAUAUUCAUGGACGUGGUAACAGAACUACAAGUGCAGAAUUCAACUUUGCAUGUGAUCCUGAAUCAGCAUACAUUGUAUUAAAUGAGCUGAAGACAACAUCUCCCAUUACCAUAGCACCCUUAGAAUCCUGUAGGAUUUCACAUCUCAACUGGGAUGUGUAUGAAAGACUAAACAAGAUUGGAUCCAAGAAGAAUAACUUUACUCAACAAAUUGAUGCCUAUACUGCUGGUGAAAGGAGGAAAGCAGGGGAAAGGAUGAUUGUUUAUGAUGAAUGUGCGGUAGCAGCUGCAAUAGAUGUCAGCACUGUAGAAGACAGUUUUGAAGCCUAUGUCACAAUUGAAUUGACUGGCCAGUACACACGGGGACAAUGUAUCGUAGAUUAUGAUAAAAUGCUGGAGAAACCACCAAACUGUAAAGUCAUUGUGAAAAUGAACCAGGAAAAGUUUGAGGAAUUAAUUUUCCAAUCGUUGAAGUAGAAUGAGAUGAGUCAGUGUUUGGUGUCAUAUGAUCAUUCAUGUCAUCGUGGAUGUAAAGAACUAGAGAAAGGAUAGAAAUAGAGAAAAUACCUGAACAGUGUAUACACAGGGAGAUAUGCUGAUUAC